This is a messenger RNA of Cataglyphis hispanica, 1166 nucleotides long. It is a transcript of the gene Prx6a, whose product is annotated as peroxiredoxin-6. Gene Ontology annotation, biological process: cellular oxidant detoxification; cell redox homeostasis. Bases 83 to 754 code for a protein of 223 amino acids. Lineage: Eukaryota; Metazoa; Arthropoda; Insecta; Hymenoptera; Formicidae. The record is from RefSeq and is a predicted model, not a curated record. Gene Ontology annotation, cellular component: mitochondrion; cytosol. Gene Ontology annotation, molecular function: peroxiredoxin activity. The transcript has 5 exons.
CUCUCUCGUCGUGGACAUUCGUGGAACAUUUUAUUUGUAUAUUUUUUAUAGUUAUAAAAAAAUAUAUUUCCAAGGACGAGCUAUGGUCUUAUUAUGCGAAAUAUUUCCGGACUUUACGGCGGAGACGCAGAUGGGAACGAUUAAAUUUCACGAAUGGCUGGGCGAUUCAUGGGGCAUCUUAUUCUCUCAUCCCAAUGAUUUCACACCAGUCUGCACAACUGAAUUGGCACGGGUUGCAAAACUAAUGCCUGAAUUUAAGAGAUUAGGAGUAAAAGUAAUCGCAUUAUCCUGCAAUUCUGUCGACUCACAUCGAAAAUGGAUAAAGGAUAUCAAAAGCUAUGGUGAGAUAACAGAUGAGGAAUUUCCAUAUCCAAUAAUAGAAGAUCAAACCAGAAAGCUUUCUACAUUAUUGGGAAUGUUGGAUCCUGCAGAAAUGGAUAAUCAGACUGGAUUACCCAUGUCAGCGCGGGCUGUAUUUAUAAUUGAUCCAGCUAAGAAGAUGCGAUUAUCAAUUUUAUAUCCAGCCACUACUGGACGAAAUUUCGAUGAAAUAAUAAGGGUAAUCGAAUCUCUUCAACUUACAGAAAAGUACAAAGUAGCAACUCCUGUAGAUUGGAAGAAAGGAGACGACGUAAUGAUCGAUCCGAGUGUGUCGGAUAGUGAAGCCAAAGCUUCUUAUAAUGAUAUUAAAACUGUAAUGUUGCCUUCUGGCAAAACGUACCUGCGUAUUGUGCCACAACCUAUAGAUGCGUAAAAGAAAAAUCCUUAUAUGUAUUCAAUGAAACUCGACUAAUUCAAAUUCAAUAUAAAUCAUUAUUUAUAUGAUGUAAACGUUUCAUUUACGCUGUUUUAUGAGAUAAAUCACUCAAUAUAUAUUUUUUUAUAAUUAUAUAUUAAUAUAUAUUAAUAAUUAAUAAUUAUUCAUAUAUAUUCUGUAUAUAUAAUUAGAUUUUGUCUAAAAGAACUUCAAGAAGAUUAUAACUUUAAAAGAACGUCACAAUAUUAUUUUUUACGUAUGAAAAAAAAAUCAAUAUUUACAUCAUAUAAUUUUUGUUACCAGCUUAGUAACAGAGAUAACAAGUAAUGAUUUUAAUCCUUAGUAUUUGCAAACAACAAAAGAAGCUGUUUAUUAUUUCACCUAAUGUAAUUAAAAGUACACUGCGUUA